UCCUACUUAGUUCCUGCCUUCCUGAAGCCUCCGAACCUUCGUAGGUCUCCGCGGGUCCGUCGGCGGCGGGCCGCUGUGGAGGACACUUGUCCCUUGCUGGUGACAGAACCGGGCACCGAGGAGCAACGGGACCCUAAAGAAGCAAGGAAGCCAGGCAGCCAGGGAAGGAGGACCCCGGCAGGACACAACAUGAAAUUCAGCCCAGCUCACUACUUGCUGCCUCUCCUGCCAGCGCUUGUCCUCAGCACCAGACAGGACUAUGAAGAACUUGAAAAGCAGCUAAAAGAAGUAUUUAAGGAGCGAAGCUCCAUCCUGCGUCAGCUAACAAAGACAUCAAGGGAACUUGAUGGAAUUAAAGUGAACCUUCAGUCUUUAAAAAACGAUGAACAGUCUGCUAAAACUGAUGUUCAGAAGCUUCUGGAAUUAGGCCAGAAACAAAGAGAAGAAAUGAAGUCUCUCCAGGAAGCACUACAAAGUCAACUUAAAGAAACAUCAGAGAAAGCUGAGAAACACCAAGCUACUAUUAAUUUUUUAAAGACUGAAGUGGAAAGGAAAAGCAAAAUGAUCCGAGACCUCCAGAAUGAGAAUAAAAGCUUGAAAAACAAACUCUUGUCUGGAAGUAAGCUGUGUGGAAUUCAUGCAGAAGAGUCAAAAAAAAUUCAAGCUCAGCUGAAAGAACUUCGGUAUGGGAAGAAAGACCUGUUAUUUAAGGCCCAACAACUGACUGACCUGGAACAAAAACUAGCUAUAGCCAAAAAUGAAUUGGAGAAAGCAGCCCUCGACAGGGAGUCACAGAUGAAAGCCAUGAAGGAGACUGUACAACUCUGUUUGUCAUCUGUUUUCCGUGAUCAACCACCUCCUUUAAGUCUAAUCACAUCAAAUCCUUCUCAGAUGUUACUUCCAUCCAGAACAAUUGCUUCUAAGAUUCCAGAUGCCAGAGUAAAAAGCAAGCCUCAACAAAGUAUUCCUGGAAACAAUGACACCUCUCCAGCUGAGUCAACAAAGGAAGAAACCCAGAACACUACCAUCUGUGAUUCUCAACAUGAGGGCAAGUCCUGUUCAAUGAAGCACAAAGAGAGCCCACCAAAAGUCUCCAUCACAGAGUCAGAGUCUGUCCUACAGAAAUUGCAAGUACCUCCUUGUUCUGAAUGUGAGAUGAAAAAAGUCCCAGAAAAACAGUUAACCAACUUUCAAGGAAUUCCAGCUAGAGAAGAAAAAUUACUGUAAAUUCCAAGAAGCUGUAUCUAAAAUAUCCAUUUGCUACUCUCUUCAUAACUUUUUAGACUACAGGCUUGAUGGAGAUACUAAGUUUCUAAGCAUGUAAAUUUUUUCAUAACUUUAUAUUCCACAAAAUUCCCAAAAAUUCCAGACCAAUUUUGACCCAGAAGCAAUAACCUGUUUGAAAUUAAUUUCUGUUCUCUUAAGUAUUUCACUGACAUCCAUAAAUUACUCAGUAUAAACUUACUGGUUUGAACUGAAAUGCCACAUAACAUUUCUUGUUCAUUUGGAUACCUAAGCAUUCCUAGGGCCUAGUCAUUGAAAUUUGCUGGAGGAUGAUUU
Dipodomys spectabilis (banner-tailed kangaroo rat) is the source of this 1560-nucleotide messenger RNA. RefSeq names its product leucine zipper protein 2 (gene Luzp2). Bases 190 to 1227 code for a protein of 345 amino acids. The record is from RefSeq and is a predicted model, not a curated record. The transcript is spliced from 12 exons. NCBI's taxonomy places the organism in Eukaryota, Metazoa, Chordata, Mammalia, Rodentia, Heteromyidae.